Molecule: messenger RNA, 1519 nt
Organism: Sphaeramia orbicularis (orbiculate cardinalfish)
Lineage: Eukaryota; Metazoa; Chordata; Actinopteri; Kurtiformes; Apogonidae
Product: UAP56-interacting factor
Exons: 9
Coding region: 105-1067 (320 amino acids)
Biological process (GO): mRNA export from nucleus
Cellular component (GO): nuclear speck
Molecular function (GO): mRNA binding
Source: RefSeq, a predicted model, not a curated record
GAGGAGGUCCAAAGCGUAGCUUCAAAAGGGACGAACGACUAGCAGCAAAUCUGCUAGUUUAGUUUUUGUUGCAUUCGGUGUCGUUUUUUUUGCUAAUUUAAAGUAUGAAUAGAAGUGGGAGCGCAGCAGGUCAUGGGAAAAAGAUAGCGGUUCCAGAUAAAGUCGACAUGUCAUUAGAUGACAUUAUUCGGUUGAACAAAAAAGAGCAACAGUUGAAAAGGAGGCAGGCCAACCUGAACCGUCGACCAGUCAAGAAGAAAGGCCAUUUAAUCCAGGGAAAGGGAGUCUCAUCGAGGACUGCAGGACCAGUUCAGAGAGGUGGGGGUUUCUCUCAAAGAGGAGCAGCUAAGUUAAGGAACAGAAGGGUACCCCCACUUCCUCCAGGACGACGACGAGGACAGGGGGUUAUUACUGGACUGGCAGCCAGGAGGCCAACUGCCCUCCUGAAACGACUUGGUACACUGAACAGAGCAGCAGCAACCCAGAAAGCAAGACAGAGAACAAGGCCCUUCAUUCAACACACUGAAGCCCAGUACAGGAAGCCAGAGGUCCAGAGACGGCCCUACAGACAGGCCGAGCCACAGAGAGGCCAGAGCGCAACAGGAGUCAGGAGACCGUUUCAGCUGCGACGGAGACCGCUGCCACCUGUCCAGCAGACUCAGAGGGAAGCACGCCAGGCCACAUUUCUGUUUCGCAGAGGACUGAAGGUACAAGCCCAAGUGCAAAAGCCAAACCCUCGCUCUCCUCCAGUCAGGACUCGGCAGUGGCGCACAUCCACAACAAGUAGUGGAAUCCUGACUGUGUCGAUUGACAACCCCACAGCCCGAACUCAGCCAGAACCCCCCAGCGCCUGGACUCUGCACCCCCCAGCCCCCAGCCCUGCUCCUGUCAAAACGGAGACCGUGGAGAAGAAAAUACCUAAAGGAGUACCUCUGCAGUUCGACAUCAACAGCGUCGGGAAACCGCAGACGUCCAUGACCUUAAACGAGCGGUUCCGUAUCCUCAAAGAUCGGCGCACCGCCACGGCGCAAAGCAGUAAAGGCAGUCGAUUUGUUACUGUGGGUUAACCCGCAAGAAGAGACGACCCCGAAGCCCCCUGUGUCCCGAUCAGACCCACACACCGACCCCCCCCCCCCCCCACCCCACCCUACCGAUGGCUGGGACGUGGUAUUUUACCCACCGGUUGCUGACGGAAAGGAGAGCGACUGCGGAUCAAACGAGUACAAGGUGCACAACUGAUGAACUGAUGUCGAUGAAGGACGGUUUGUGAAAAAAAAAAAAAAAAAAAAAAGCAUUAAUAGUCGGUGUCGUGCUCAGAUGUUUGUCUUGUGGAUGUCCUGUACUGGCAAAGGGAGGGUUAUGGUCCUCUUUUGGACAUGAUACCGUUGACACUAAUGAGGAAUGCUUGGAAGUAUUUCUUUUCAGAGGACUGCUGUGUAUUUGCACGUAUGUUCUCAAUACCUUUUUUGAGAUUUUUGAGAAUUGUUUUGUACAUUCAAAUAAAAAUGUCUCUUUCAGA